Suncus etruscus (white-toothed pygmy shrew) is the source of this 1404-nucleotide messenger RNA. It is a transcript of the gene SLC25A19, whose product is annotated as solute carrier family 25 member 19. The record is from RefSeq and is a predicted model, not a curated record. The transcript is spliced from 8 exons. Gene Ontology annotation, molecular function: thiamine transmembrane transporter activity. Lineage: Eukaryota; Metazoa; Chordata; Mammalia; Eulipotyphla; Soricidae. Gene Ontology annotation, cellular component: mitochondrial inner membrane. Gene Ontology annotation, biological process: thiamine pyrophosphate transmembrane transport. Bases 190 to 1143 code for a protein of 317 amino acids.
GUUGAGUGUAGCUGUUGGGCUGUGUCUGAGGGAGGGAAGGGACGUUGUUGGGUGCCGAUGUGGGACCGAGUCGGGUGACUCCUCCUCGGUCUUGUUGGGACGUGAGACGUUUGGAACAAGCAGGAAAAGUAAGACUAGUGGCUCAGGACAUCAUGAGGCUGAUGGACAUCGUGUAGGUCACAAGCAGGGAUGGUCGGCUAUGACCCUGAGGCUGAGGACCGGGUCCUCUCCAAAGUGCAGGUGGCCGUGGCCGGCUCGCUGUCAGGACUCAUCACUCGGGCCCUCAUCAGCCCCAUGGACGUCAUCAAGAUCCGCUUCCAGCUGCAGGUGGAGCGUCUGUCCCACAAAGAUCCAGGCGCCAAGUACCACAGCAUCCUGCAGGCUACUAGGCAGAUUCUGAAGGAAGAGGGUCCCACGGCCUUCUGGAAGGGCCACGUCCCGGCCCAGCUCCUCUCCAUUGGCUACGGGGCCGUGCAAUUCAUGUCCUUCGAGAUGCUGACGGAGCUGGCGCACAGGGGCAUUGAGCCUGGAGCUAGCAGGUUCUCACUCCACUUCUUCUGCGGGGGGCUCUCUGCCUGCCUGGCCACCCUCACCGUGCAGCCUGUGGACGUGCUACGCACGCGUCUAGCAGCCCAGGGGGAACCCAAGGUCUAUAAAACACUGCUGGAAGCCGUGAUGACCAUGUACAGAACCGAAGGGCCCUUGGCCUUCUACCGUGGCCUGCACCCCACCCUGCUGGCCAUCUUCCCCUAUGCGGGCUUCCAGUUUGCCUUCUACAACUCCCUGAAACAGGCCUACGAGUGGCUUCUGCCUGGGGAAGGCUCCAAUGAGAACUUCAAGAACUUGAUUUGUGGCAGUGGAGCUGGUGUCAUCAGCAAGACCCUGACCUACCCUCUGGACCUCUUCAAGAAGCGCCUGCAGGUCCAAGGGUUCCAGCACGCCCGGACCAACUUCGGCAAGGUCCCCACGUACGCGGGCCUUGGCGACUGCGUCCAGCAGGUUCUGCGCGAGGAGGGCAUGCGGGGCUUCUUCAAGGGACUGUCCCCCAGCAUGCUGAAGGCGGCCCUGUCCACCGGCUUCGUGUUCUUCUGGUACGAGUUCAUCUGCAGCCUCUUUCAUUGUGCCAACAAGAAAAGCAGGUAGCCCAGGAUGCCCGCCACUCUGCCGGGCACUGCAUGGACUCCCACCUAGCCAAGCGGCCCGAGUAAGAAGAGGCGCCCAGAUGUGGACAGCAGGAGUUCCGGGCCCAGGAGGACUCAGUGGGUGCCUCCCGGCACCCACAGACAGAGCUGCUAGAAGGGGCCAGCCAGCCCCCUGCACCAUUUUUCUCUUCGGACGUGCAGUGGGGUCACACUCUGGACUCCAGACUUUCUUAACAGACAUUAAAGCUGCCAGCACAUUCCA